AUGCAACCCGGGCUUUGGCUGGUGACCAGCACCCUGGCAGCAGUGCUGGGCACGGCCCUGCUGGAGGACGACACGUGUCGGGCACCAGAUGGCAAGGAUGGCUUCCCGGGAAUCCCUGGCCUUGACGGGAGACCAGGGCAGAAAGGUGACACGGGAGAGCCAGGGAAAUCAACACAGAGGACGGGCAUCCAGGGACCCAAAGGGGAUGCAGGUGAGCCAGGACCUCCUGGCAUCCCAGGGAACCAGGGCUACCAUGGCCCGCACGGCCCCCCUGGGCCCCCAGGGCAGCCGGGGCCGAAGGGGGACAAGGGCAGUGUCGGCGACAUCCUGCAGCAGCCACGUCCUGCCUUCUCUGCCUCGCGGAGGUCCCCACCACUCAUGGGCAGGACAGUGGUGUUCGACAACAUCAUCACCAACCAGGAGAGCUCCUACAGUCCCCAGACCGGGGAGUUCACCUGCCGCGUCCCCGGGCUUUACUACUUCGCCUUCCAGGUGGUCUCCAGCGGGGACCUCUGCCUGAGCAUCACCAAGAACAGGGAGCGCGUGGUCAGCUUCUGCGAUUACAACAGCCGCAACAUCCUGCAGGUCAACUCGGGCAGCAGCGUGCUCAGCCUGGCCGUGGGCGACCGGGUCUCCGUGAGCACCGACCCUGCCAAGGGCAAGAUGAUCUACAGUGGCUCCGAGGCAGACAGUGUCUUCUCAUGCUUUUCCCACAGGCGGGCUGAUGGACCACCAGUCCAGACCUGCUUGGCACCAAAGCAUCGUGGUGUGUGUGCCCGCAUGUGUUUUCCCCCCGGGAGUGCAUGGGAUGGUUUAGUACCGCAGCAAAUGGGGAUGGUCUCAACCUGA
Messenger RNA from Opisthocomus hoazin, 849 nucleotides. It is a transcript of the gene C1QA, whose product is annotated as complement C1q A chain. The record is from RefSeq and is a predicted model, not a curated record. Gene Ontology annotation, molecular function: protein binding. NCBI's taxonomy places the organism in Eukaryota, Metazoa, Chordata, Aves, Opisthocomiformes, Opisthocomidae.